UGUGAAUCUCAGUUUACCAACAUUACGUAAGUAAACCAUGUUACAGUGUCUCUAAUGUAGAUGGGAUUAUAUUUAAUGCUUGGAAGUGAUUAUAAUGUGUGAAAGUGACAAUGAGGUUCAAGUUAUGGAACAUAAACUUAUCACCGAUGUUACUACACACAAGAAAAGGAAAUGUGGAAUACUAUAUAUCUCUACGUUGCCUCCACAUAUGAAUGUAACGAAAGUACGAGAAAUUUUUAGUCUGUAUGGUGAUAUUGGUCGCAUAUUUCUUCAGCCAGCAGAAACAGGUCAAGAAGGAAAGAAGAAGAAAAGAAAGCCAGCAAAACAUUUUACUGAAGGCUGGGUAGAAUUCCAAAGUAAGCGAAUAGCCAAACAGGUGGCACUUCAGUUGAACAAUACUCGAAUUGGUGAGAGGAAGAAGAGUAAAUUUUAUGAUUACCUUUGGAAUAUUAAGUACUUACCUCGUUUCUAUUACAGGUUUAAAUGGGUCCAUCUGAAUGAGAGACUUGCAUAUGAACGAGCAGUUCACCAGCAGCGCCUUCGUACUGAGAUAUCCCAAGCUAAAAGAGAAGCCAACUUCAUUUCACAUAAUACAGAAAAAAGUGAAAAACUUCGUAAGAGAAGAGAUAAGUUUCAAGACCUAGAACGCGAAUCAAAAAUAAACAGCUUUUUGACUCAGUAUCAUCAAAGAAAAACCGACAAAGAAAUAUAUCAUGAUAAAGAACAAAAAUCUGAGAUUAUGUUGGGCAGUGGAGUGGAAGAUAGAAGUCAGUUCUUAAAAAAUUUGUUUGGAAGUGAUAUGUAACAGUUUACACCUGAUCAUGUAACAUAUUUCAUACACAUUGUUAACCCCUAAAAGGAUUAAACCAUUUGAUUUUGUAUACUUUA
Molecule: messenger RNA, 888 nt
Organism: Zootermopsis nevadensis
Lineage: Eukaryota; Metazoa; Arthropoda; Insecta; Blattodea; Termopsidae
Product: activator of basal transcription 1
Biological process (GO): endonucleolytic cleavage to generate mature 5'-end of SSU-rRNA from (SSU-rRNA, 5.8S rRNA, LSU-rRNA); endonucleolytic cleavage in ITS1 to separate SSU-rRNA from 5.8S rRNA and LSU-rRNA from tricistronic rRNA transcript (SSU-rRNA, 5.8S rRNA, LSU-rRNA); small-subunit processome assembly
Cellular component (GO): nucleolus
Molecular function (GO): RNA binding
Source: RefSeq, a predicted model, not a curated record